Molecule: messenger RNA, 1301 nt
Organism: Panicum virgatum (switchgrass)
Lineage: Eukaryota; Viridiplantae; Streptophyta; Magnoliopsida; Poales; Poaceae
Product: dehydration-responsive element-binding protein 1A-like
Exons: 1
Coding region: 253-960 (235 amino acids)
Biological process (GO): regulation of DNA-templated transcription
Molecular function (GO): DNA-binding transcription factor activity; DNA binding
Source: RefSeq, a predicted model, not a curated record
CCUUGCAAGUUGCAUUCCCAGCCUUACCCAGAUGCUUCCCCACUUCCUCUGCUUUCAUUCUCCAGCUGGUGUGCUCGUCCCCAGGAGGACGGGCUCCCUUCCCGCGCUUUGUACUCUGCUCCAUCUUCCCACCACCUAUAAAUAUGCGCCAAUCCACCAUUCGCAUCCCAAAUCCACCGGAGACACCACUCACUCAGAAUCAAGGCGACCGAAGAUCUUCGAGCUAAGCAACCGAGAGAUGAUAAGACGAAGAUGUGUCCGAUGAUCAAGAAGGAGAUGAGCGCCGCCGAGUCGAGCCCGCCGUGCAGCUGGGCGUCGACCUCAACCUCGUCGCCGGAGCAGGGGCGCCACCAGACGGUGUGGACGUCGCCGCCCAAGAAGCCUGCGGGGCGGACCAAGUUCCGGGAGACGCGGCACCCCGUGUUCCGCGGCGUCCGUCGCCGCGGCAACGCCGGGCGGUGGGUGUGCGAGGUGCGCGUGCCGGGCCGCCGCGGCUGCAGGCUCUGGCUCGGCACCUUCGACGCCGCCGAUGCCGCGGCGCGCGCGCACGACGCCGCCAUGCUCGCCAUCGCCGGCGCGGGCGCCUGCCUCAACUUCGCCGACUCGGCGUGGCUGCUCGCCGUGCCGGCCUCGUACGCCAGCCUCGCCGAGGUGCGCAGCGCGGUCGCCGAGGCUGUCGAGGUCUUCCAGCGCCGCGAGGCGCUCUCGGUCUCGGAGUCUGAGGACGACGCCGAGUCGUCGUCGGCGCCCUCCUCCCCCGCCAGCGUCGAGCUCGAAGGGGCUUCCACCGACGGGGAGGAGUCGUCGGCGUUCGAACUGGACGUGUUCAACGACAUGAGCUGGGACCUGUACUACGCGAGCAUGGCGCAGGCGAUGCUCAUGGAGCCGCCGUCCGCGGUUCCGGCGUUCGGAGAGGAUGGCCUCGCCGGCGCCGGCGAUGUGCCACUGUGGAGCUACUAGAAGCCGUUGCACUUGGAAUUUCACAAUUUUGUUUCUCUUGGCUGCCGAUGCCAAAUUUUGAGACCGUAGUAGUUAGUGGUUGCUAAUUCUGGUAGUGAAACAGAGCAAGUUGGGAAUAGAAAAACAUAGCAUUCCGCUGAAUUAAUCAAUAAUUGGCUACAAUGGUGCUACAAUAAUCAUCCUCAAAUCACGUGGUUAAAUGUCUCAUUAGAUUCCUUUCGUGAAAUAGCACAGAGUUGUAGAGUUAGUUUUAUAAACUGGUAAUUAAUGCUCAAAAUUUCCUAGUACAACUAGUACUAGUACUAGUAAUUUAGUUGCUGUCAGUUGGCAGUCUAACGGUU